This is a messenger RNA of Epinephelus fuscoguttatus (brown-marbled grouper), 1738 nucleotides long. RefSeq names its product cytokine receptor common subunit gamma-like. Gene Ontology annotation, molecular function: cytokine receptor activity; protein binding. The coding region runs from base 169 to 1284 and encodes 371 amino acids. Gene Ontology annotation, cellular component: external side of plasma membrane. The record is from RefSeq and is a predicted model, not a curated record. The transcript has 8 exons. Gene Ontology annotation, biological process: cytokine-mediated signaling pathway. Lineage: Eukaryota; Metazoa; Chordata; Actinopteri; Perciformes; Serranidae.
GCCUUUAACUGGCGGUUAAAGUGAUGAUAGUUUGGGCUGAAGGGGAAAAAGUGUAGGUGUUCACUCUCCCCCUGCUUUCUGAGGGGCCUCUGUGUGACAUAUGCUGUUACGUAAUACCAACGGCUGAGGUUAAGUGAAUGAGGGUAAAUGAAAAACAGCGGCUGAGCCAUGCUGCCGACUGGACUGUUUCUGCUUCUCUGUCUGGCAGGACAUGUGUUUGCCAAAGAACUGCCAGAUGUGGACUGUUUGUUGGUGCAUCUGAAAUAUGUUCACUGUUCCUGGAAUAAGCAAGGGACUCCAGAGGUCAAUUACACCUUCUAUGGCUGGUUCCAUGGUGACGAAGUAGUCAGUGAGUGCCCCACAUAUCUGUCAGAGAACAACAUAAACACUGGAUGUAACCAGCCCUAUGACGACUCCAUCUCAGUCAGGAGGUUCACCACAUUUUACACCAGACUGGUACACGGAGAAGAUGUCCAUCAGAAGGAGCAUUAUCUUAAAGAUAAAGUGAAGUUAAAUCCACCACCAGCAAACGUGAGUGACCAGAUCUAUCUGUGCCUCACUUGGACCCAGAUUUUACCUAACUGUGUGGAGAGUGAAGCUCGUUACAGGAUCAGUGACAGCUCAUGGGAGACUUCUCGUGUCAGACCUGGGAUGCAGGAAUACUGUAUCAACAUGCCCUCCGCCAAAUCCCUGGUUGAGCUGCAAGUGCGGAGCAAAAUGGAUUCCGCCUGUGGAGGGUCUUUAUUCUGGAGUGAGUGGAGUGAGCCUGUGGUCUGGGGAUCCAACAAAAGCACAGUGUAUCCAAUGAUCCUAAAUAGCUCUAAGUGUGAGCUUCAGUCGGUGGUCCUGACCUGUGUGUGUAUCAGUGAGGGGUUUCCUUUACCCACCAUCAGAUGGCCGCUGUUGAAGAACCAAGCAGAGUACUCUGUUACGACCACUGUGUCAAACCACACAGUCAACAGCACCCUCACCCUAACUGUCAAGGACCACAGCAACAUUUCUAUUGAAUGUGUGAGCAGUAAUGAAGGUGGGGAAUCAAAAGCAGACAUCAUCAUCAUAACUUCAGAGAGGCGAGAAGAUGAACAUGGACUAAGUGCAGUGCCUCUCUUGACUGUCGUCGCUGUUGUAUCUCUUACUGUGAAUGUCCUCUGCAUGAUCCCCUUCAUAUUCCUUUGGAUCACAAGAAAAAAGGUGAAACCAAAGCAAGAGGACAGAACAUACAUGUCACUGAAGAAAACAGAAACAUCACCGGAGUAUGAUGUGAUUGGCCAUCCUCUGAGCUAACAAGGUUCAGCUUCCACUGAGUGUCAUAGAAAAUGAUACUUCCGUACUCUGAUUUAAAACAUGUAUAUGUUAUAAGUAAAACGCUUCUCAGUUUCUUUUUUUUAAUUUUACCACACCUAUAUUUAGUAUUUUACAGUAUAUAUAUUUUUUUGUUUACAUUUACUGAACCAGGGGAAGUCCACUGAGUACACAUUAUUCCAGUAUAAUCAUAGUCAUCUGUUGUAGGUGCCUGGGAUUUAAGUGCUUUGCAGAUUUCUCAACGAGUCUGGAGAUUUGGAAACAGAUGUUUUCAAGUGAAAUUAAUUAUUUGAUAUUUUUAUAUUAUUUUAUCAUACAAUGUUUAUGAGCUGUCAUUGUGGUCACAACUGUGUCUUUAACAAUGUGCCUUGAAUACACUCUUUAAAACCAACCUGAUUAUCUUUGCUGUAUGGCGUAUGCAAUUCUUUUUGACAAU